This is a messenger RNA of Anguilla rostrata (American eel), 3780 nucleotides long. Its product is annotated as GTPase IMAP family member 8-like. The record is from RefSeq and is a predicted model, not a curated record. Gene Ontology annotation, molecular function: GTP binding. Bases 1495 to 3780 code for a protein of 761 amino acids. The transcript is spliced from 7 exons. Lineage: Eukaryota; Metazoa; Chordata; Actinopteri; Anguilliformes; Anguillidae.
AGAGUUUCGUCUGACUUGUCGCUAAAAUCAUACGAAGCUUUAAACAACUGGCCUAAAUCUGCACAAAUGUAGGUAUUUACCACACAUAGUAUCGGUCAUGUUUGGAUAUGGUGGACAGGCUGCUAAAUGCCCCAGUGCAAAAAGCUGACUUAAAAGAACAGAGUGUGAAGAAUAAAUAGAUGCAUUUGAGCCCCUCCCAACACACACUAAGCCCAGCUAGCCUUAUAUAAAUGAUGAUUGUUUAGGAGAAGAUGUGUUGUCAAAUAUACUGUACUCGUACUUCUAUACUUAAUAUAUGUCAGGAUAUUAAAACCACCAAUAACUUUUGCCACCUUUUAAGAGAAUGUAUUAUUAUUAUUAUUAUUAUUAUUAUUAUUAUUAUAUUAGUUAGUAGAUGUCUGCCAUUUUGGAUUCUGUAAUAUUCUCAUUAUAUUUCUGCACUGUUACACCGCAUUAUAUUGAUGGUAUGGCAUAAGGAAGUUUUACAAACAUAUGUUGUGUUGGAACAUUCUUGCAAAGCUGCAUUAUGUUUAUGCUUUGUUUCCUAUGACAUCAUAGCCUGGCAAAUGCAGGGAAAUGUGUUCCCACUUACUGAUUGGGUGGUUGCCAGAACUGCAACCCCGGCCAUUUUCAGGCUGUAGUAGAAACAUGACUGGCAUGAUCUUAAAAGGGCGGAUUGACACUAGGAAUGUAUCUUUCUCCGUCACAGAUAAACAUGAAGCAAUCUUAGUGAAUCAGUUCACUCCCCAUUCUUUCUCUGUCACAGAUGAACAUGAAGCAAACUUACUGAAUCUAUUCACCCAUUCACUCCCACACUCACACCAAUGGGUAAUUUAGUGUCUCCAAUCAGCCUACUUGCAUGUUUUUGGACUGUCGGAGGAAAUCGGAGUACGUGGAGGAAACCCACACAGACACGGUGAGAACAUGCAAACUCCACUCAGAAAGGCCCAAGCCAAGAUCCUUGCUGUGAGGCGAUAGUGCUACCCAGUGCACCACCGUGCCACCCUAUAAGACAUUAGCAUUUUGCUUUUUUAAGUAGCCUAUGUUCACCUACUGUGCCUGACAAAUUUAAAAUAAAAAGGCAAAGUCCAUUUGAUUUGAACAGAUCUUUCCUUUUUACAGUGAAAAAGUAUGGACUUCUGUCCCUCCACCCCGCACCCUGCGAGUAAGAACCAAUCAACUGAAGAGAUUGUAAAAUCAAGCCCUAAUUACUCUAAAUCCUAAACGGACUCCAGGUCAGUGCAUACAUAUGAUCAUAAGGCAUACUCCGAACGAGUUGGCAGAAACACAGUGAACUGUGAGGUGAAUUAUUUUUUUCCCAUCCGCAUUCUGACAAACCUGCUCAACUGGAACCAAAAUGCACUCCUCCCACAAUGUCGGCAAAGCGUUUAAACAAACAAAAUUGAAACUAUCAUUAUUUAUAUCAUCAGCUGAAAGACGAUCAACCUCAACUACACAUCGGACAGAGGAAACUGGACAAAGAGAGGGACUGACAUGGCAGCAGUGACCUCUCAUCAUGGGGAGGAGCACCGUCUCUCAGAGCUGAGGAUUGUGCUGCUGGGAGGGAGACUGAGUGGGAAGAGUUCAGCAGGAAACACCAUCUUGGGCAGAGAGGAGUUUGAGUCUGGAAUAAGAACUGCACAGUGUGUGAAGAGACAGGGUGAAGUAGCUGGGAGACAGGUCACUGUGGUCGACACACCAGGCUGGUGGAUGACAUAUUCUGUGAAGGACACCACAGAGCUGGAUAAACAGGAGAUUGUGCGCAGUAUGUCUCUGUGUCCCCCGGGACCCUGCGCACUCUUCCUGGUCAUUAAUGUGAGCUCAGCAUUCAGAGAGGAACACAGGAGAUCAGCGGUGGAACACCUGGUGCUUCUCAGUGAGAGAGUCUGGAGACACACUAUAGUGCUGUUCACCUGGGGAGACUGGUUGGGAGACACAACCAUUGAGCAGCACAUUGAGACUGAAGGGAGGGCCCUCCAAGAGCUCAUAGAGAAAUGUGGGAACAGGUAUCAUGUUCUCAACAAUAAGAACAGGACUGAUGGGACUCAGGUCACAGAGCUGCUGGAGAAGAUAAAGGAGAUGAUGGCAGGGCAUGGAGGCUCUCACUAUGAAGUAGAUAGAAUGCUCUUACAGGAGGUGGAGGAGAAGAGGAAGCAAGUGAAAAAACGAGUGAAACAGAGGAUGACGAUGGUUCAGAAAGAGAGAAAGACUCUCAGAGCACUUUUUGAGGGGGAGGAGCACCGUCUCUCAGAGCUGAGGAUUGUACUGCUGGGGGGGAGACGGAGUGGGAAGAGUUCAGCAGGAAACACCAUCCUGGGCAGAGUGGAGUUUGACUCUGGAAUAAGAACUGCACAGUGUGUGAAGAGACAGGGUGAAGUAGCAGGGAGACAGGUCACUGUGGUCGACACACCAGGCUGGUGGAUGACAUUAUUUGCGAAGUACACUGUAAAGCUGGAUAAACAGGAGAUUGUGCACAGUGUGUCUCUGUGUCUCCCGGGACCCUGCGCUCUCUUCCUGGUCAUUGAUGUGAGCUCAGCGUUCAGAGAUACAUUCAGAAGAUCAGCGGUGGAACACCUGAAGCUUCUCGGUGAAAGAGUCUGGAGACACACUAUAGUGCUGUUCACCAGGGGAGACUGGCUGGGAGACACAACCAUUGAGCAUCGCAUUGAGACUGAAGGGAGGGCCCUCCAAGAGCUCAUAGAGAAAUGUGGGAACAGGUAUCAUGUUCUCAACAAUGAGAACAGGGCUGAUGGGACUCAGGUCACAGAGCUGCUGGAGAAGAUAGAGGAGAUGAUGGCAGGGCAUGGAGGCUCUCACUAUGAAAUAGAUAGAAUGCUCUUACAGGAGGUGGAAGAGAAGAGGAGGGCAGUGGAUGAACGAGUGAACCAGAGGAUGAUGAAGGUUCAGAAGCAGAGAAAUGCUCUCCGAGCACUUUUUAAGGUUUACAUGCUGCCCUGUGGAGCUGCCAGCACAGCCUGCACUGCACAGUCAGGAGAGCAGCUCAUCUCAGAGCUGAAUGAGCACCGUCUCUCAGAGCUGAGGAUUGUGCUGCUGGGGGGGGCAUGGAGUGGGAAGAGUUCAGCAGGAAACACCAUCCUGGGUAGAGAGGAAUUUGAGUCUGGAAUAAGAACUGCACAGUGUGUGAUGAGACAGGGUGAAGUGGCUGGGAGACAGGUCACUGUGGUCGACACACCAGGCUGGUGGAAGAAUUAUUCUGUGAAGGACACUGCAGAGCUGGAUAAACAGGAGAUUGUGCGCAGUGUGUCUCUGUGUCCCCCGGGACCCUGCGCUCUCUUCCUGGUCAUUAAUGUGAGCAUAGCCUUCAGAGAUGCAGAGAAGAGAUCAGCGGUGGAACACUUGGAGCUUCUCAGUGAGAUAGUCUGGAGACACACUAUAGUGCUGUUCACCAGGGGAGACUGGUUGGGAGACACAACCAUUGAGCAGCGCAUUGAGACUGAAGGGAGGGCCCUCCAAGAGCUCAUAGAGAAAUGUGGGAACAGGUAUCAUGUUCUCAACAAUAAGAACAGGGCUGAUGGGACUCAGGUCACAGAGCUGCUGGAGAAGAUAGAGGAGAUGAUGACAGGGCAUGGAGGCUCUCUCUAUGAAAUAGAUAGAAUGCUUUUACAGGAGGCGGAAGAGAAGAGGAGGGCAGUGGAAGAACGAGUGAACCAGAGGAUGAUGAAGGUUCAGAAGCAGAGAAAAACUCUCAGAUCACUUUUUGAGGAUAGGUUUUUUUCAUUUAUUGAGAUUACUUUUAGAGGAACUACAGUGGAAUAUUAA